Messenger RNA from Mesorhabditis spiculigera, 219 nucleotides. The record is from the annotation of a GenBank genome assembly. NCBI's taxonomy places the organism in Eukaryota, Metazoa, Nematoda, Chromadorea, Rhabditida, Rhabditidae.
AUGCGCGGCCUCAUAUUGGUGGGGCUCCUGGCCGUGAUCGGCCUCGAAGCCGGGCAGAGCUACGGGGUCCAGAACGACUACCAGCCCGGCCAAGAUGUCCCAGCUCCCGUUCAGGCGGCUCCUUCUUAUUACGUGAGUCGGCACGGAGGCAAACCCCACGGAGGCGGACCCCACGGAGGCCCUGGCCCCAAGAAGGUCGCCGAGCCGGCUGCUGCUUCA